Molecule: messenger RNA, 306 nt
Organism: Didymodactylos carnosus
Lineage: Eukaryota; Metazoa; Rotifera; Eurotatoria; Philodinida; Philodinidae
Source: the annotation of a GenBank genome assembly
AUGUUAGAUAAACGUGAUGCUAGUACGAAUGUGGAUACACCUGAGUCAGUUGAUCCACAAGCAAGCUUAUAUACUUUAUAUACGGCGAUCGAUCUUCAUUCGGUAAGAUUGCAGAAUGAUUUUGCAAGCAAAUUGAUUGCAAUUAGUAAAAAGAUUGAUCAAGUUUUAUCGUCACGGCAGUUUACAAAAUUACUCUACUAUCCAGCAGGAUUAAAUAUACCACUCGAAGACGAUGUAUCUACCCAAACAUUAAUGCCAUCUGCUGUAUGUUUUAGUGCUGAUUGUGAUGAAAUGAUGUCCUUCUGA